UGGCGGCAUCACACUUGCACAGAAAUAAACAUGUAUUAUUUGUAAAGUAAAUUGCAUAGGCCAAUUAGCCCCAAAAUACUUAUAAAUAUCUGUAUUUUAUCAUCCCUAACGAAAACGACCAAUUGAAAGCGUGAACUAUGCAGAAAGUUAUUUCAAUUAAUGAAAGUCCUUGCCUCCGCCCCUCUAGUGCUACAACACAUCCAGCACGUUCCGUAUUUAUAUGCAGGUGCCUCUCAUUCGCUGCUUCUUUACACUUUGCUGCAGAACAGAACAGAACUCUUGUGAAAUUGCGUCUCUUAAGAAUAUAUUGUACUCGUUUCUGCAGAGCGAGAAGGGCUGAAUUAUUGAAACAUAUGUAUCAGUGAGCCUAACGCACGGACACUAUCGUGGCAGUUUCAGUAACAUAACUUUAGAAGCUUAGUUAAAUUCUUCAUAAAUCGCGAAAAUGCCUCUUCUGCAACAUGCAUUGGACACAGACUUGGAGCGGUUAGCCCUGGACCUGAUUGUCCCGUCCCUACUUGACCAAGGAUUCUUUUACGUGGAUAACUUCCUAGGAGAAUUGGUUGGACACUUUGUUUUGGACCAAGUGAAAGAGCUGCACAGCUCUGGAGUUCUGCAGGACGGACAGCUAGCUGGUCCUGACCGGAGUUGUGGGAUUUCCAAAAGGAACAUUCGGGGUGACAAGAUAGCCUGGGUCAGUGGAGUUGAAAGGGGGUGCGAGGCUAUUAACAUCCUCCUUACUUUAAUCGAUAAGUUGGUUUCUCAUUGCAUCGGCCGACUUGGGAAAAGUAUUAUUCGAGAAAGAUCAAAGGCGAUGGUGGCGUGCUAUCCAGGAAAUGGGACGGGAUAUGUUAAGCAUGUGGACAAUCCCAAUGCUGACGGUCGCUGUGUCACCUGUAUCUACUACCUGAACAAGAACUGGAACGCAGAGGAGCAUGGAGGAAUUCUUAGGAUUUUUCCUGAGGGCAAAUCCUACGUUGCAGAUGUUGAGCCCCUGUUUGACAGACUGUUGUUCUUCUGGUCAGAUAGAAGGAAUCCACACGAGGUGCUGCCGUCAUAUGCAACAAGAUAUGCUGUAACAGUGUGGUAUUUUGAUUCAGAAGAAAGAGCAGAGGCGAAGAGACGGUUCAGAGACUUAACAGCCUCCACUCAGGACCAGGACAGAAGAACCCCGUGAACUGUGACCUUUAGAGACUCCAUCUUGUGUGACACAAUAGAACAAUGAAUCCCAAAUCCUCCGUGCUGACUGAGAGUUUUCACACUUUGAUCUAAUCACUGUCUGGAUUUUGGUAUCUCUUCUAAAAGCUACAAAGAUGUGUGCUUGAUGGCUUUGUACAUAAUUUUUCUAUUAAAUUAUUUGCUGCUCUUUCAAUAACCAGGGUACUCAUUACUGUUUUUAAACCAAAGUGUCCUGGAUCAACCCAAAUAACACUGUACUACUUCUUGAAAUGUCUUCAUCCUCCCGAGACCCAGCAAUUCAUUUUUGUCCACUCUAAUGGACAGUAAUUGUUGAUCCGUAUCUCUGAGGCCAUACAUGCCACUGUGUUAAGUCCUGUUGUAACUUUGAGAGGACAUUCUGGGCUUUUCAAUGAUAUCACAUGUUUGGGGGUGGGACUUUUUAACGUUUUCUUGUUGUAUUUUCAAAAUGUUUUUUACCUACUGUAGAGGCUUUAGACAACGCCCAACAUUCUAAAAUAGGCCACUUCUUUUACAGGCACGGUUCUAAUUCAUUUUCCCCCUAGAUUAGUCAUGGUUCUUGUUGCAAAUAAAAUCAAAUGUAUUCCACAAGUUUUUAUUGUACAAUUUGGCUAAGCUGUAAUUAAAAUGUGUGCAUAUAAAGAUUAAUUGAGCUGACAAUGUCAUGUUGAAAAGCACAAAACCAAAAUGGACACCUGUUGUGGCUCAAAGACAUUGUCACAUCGUAUAUCUUGCUUUAAGUUGGUAAUAACAUCUGGAGUACUCAAGGGUGCAUCUCAAACGGUGACCUACUUCCUAUGUGGUACACUACUUUUGACCACAGGCCCUUUUGACAGAGUUUUAAAUCAUCCGAGUCCUUACGAAUUUAUUACAUGUCAACAAUCGUUAUAACUAGUUGAGUAGUUAUGAGUGACUCCCAGCACUUAUGUCAUUAUUGAUCGCGCUGAACAGAUGUCUUCGACAAUAACUGCAGGUUGUUUGAGAAGCUUCUGUAUACACCUUGUGAGAAGAAAUCAAUGAUUGAUGCAACUUUCAAAGCUUCACAGAUAUACAGCACUUGUAUUGUUGGCUGUAAACUAUUUUAGUGCGGAAAAUCGGCUUGUAUGCUGGUGGAUAUAGCCUACAGUAUGGUGAAUAAGAGUGGUUUUGUAAAAUGUUUGUUUCAAACAAAAUAAAAUAUUUUUUCACCUGAA
Oncorhynchus keta (chum salmon) is the source of this 2390-nucleotide messenger RNA. RefSeq names its product prolyl hydroxylase EGLN3. Gene Ontology annotation, biological process: cellular response to hypoxia; peptidyl-proline hydroxylation to 4-hydroxy-L-proline. Gene Ontology annotation, molecular function: peptidyl-proline 4-dioxygenase activity; ferrous iron binding; L-ascorbic acid binding. Bases 446 to 1177 code for a protein of 243 amino acids. NCBI's taxonomy places the organism in Eukaryota, Metazoa, Chordata, Actinopteri, Salmoniformes, Salmonidae. The transcript is spliced from 5 exons. Gene Ontology annotation, cellular component: nucleus; cytoplasm. The record is from RefSeq and is a predicted model, not a curated record.